Scaptodrosophila lebanonensis is the source of this 8946-nucleotide messenger RNA. Its product is annotated as titin homolog. Lineage: Eukaryota; Metazoa; Arthropoda; Insecta; Diptera; Drosophilidae. The coding region runs from base 43 to 8946 and encodes 2967 amino acids. The transcript is spliced from 7 exons. The record is from RefSeq and is a predicted model, not a curated record.
AGUUACAAGAAUUUUUAUAUUUAUCCCCAUUAACCGGGCACAAUGGGCAACGGAUGUUCGAAAUGCUGUCAAUGUAAUGAGCAUAAACAAUUACAUGGCACGCUCUCCUCUGCCUCGUCAGUAUAUAGGAAAAGGAGCCGUGGCGAGAUCCCAAUCGAAAACUCUGAUCGCUUUCGCAUAACCCAAACAAGUAAUGCCGUCCAGCUGGCCGUGGAGCAUGUGCAGCGCGAGGAUGCAGGACACUAUACGCUAUUUGCGCGCACGAAAAGCAACGAUGUCGUGCGCAAGCAUGUCGAACUCAUAGUCGAGGACAGAUCUACUGGCGAUGACCCGCCAGUAUUUCUGCGACGUCUUGUCGAUUUGUCGGUCAAAGUAGGCACACGAACGCGACUUCUGACCGAAAUACGCAGCUCCACGGACCUAAAGCUGACCUGGUACCGAAACGAUCGAAGAAUUUGCGAGAAUGAUCGCAUCACCGAGAUUAACGAAGGAACCUUUCACUAUCUGGAAGUAAGUCCAGUGCAAUUGGACGACGGUGGACAGUGGAUGCUAAUGGCAGAGAAUUUGGGUGGACGUAAUUCCUGUUUGGCUACACUAAAUGUGCUCGUGCCCAAAGCGUAUAAGACUCCCGAGUUUGUGGAAGAGUUGCGUGCAGUGCUAACACAACAGGGCACAGUGUCCCUGGAAUGCAAAGUAGUGGGUGUGCCGACCCCACAUUUGCGUUGGUUUAAGGACUCGAAGGAAAUCAAGGCUGGUGAUGUUUUUGCACUGACGGCAAACGCCGAUGAUCCAACUUCGCUUGGAACCUAUACAUGCGAGGCCAGAAACUGCAUGGGCGUUACAUAUUCGAGCUCCAAGGUCCAUGUGGUAGGCAGAGGAAGCCGCGAGGGUUCGCUUAAGCCGGCAGACAACAUUUCGAGCAAUGCACCCCCACCAAUAUUUACAAAUGAACUGCGCGAUAUGAGCGUCCGCAUCGGCGAGACUAUAAUUCUCGGCUGUCAAGUGGUCGUCCCGCCUUGGCCCAAGAGCGUCGCUUGGUACAACAAAGACGGCCGCGUGGACACGGCGGAACGAUAUAAAUUAAUUGAAGAUGGUUUGGGUGUCUACAUGAUCGAAAUCAAGCCAUCCGAAUCUUGUGACGCAGGAGAAUGGAAAUGUGUGGUCACGAGUUUCGAAGGCUGUGUGGGGAUCUCUACAUGUACUGUCAGCAUGGAUAUUCCAAAGAAUUACCGCAAACCUAGAUUCAUGGAAAGCCUCCGUGCAGUGCUCACUGAAGAGGGAUUGGUCUCCUUUGAAUGCAAAGUGGUUGGGUUCCCAACGCCUGUAUUAAAGUGGUUCAAGGACGGCCAUGAACUCAAGCCAGGCGACGUGUAUCAAUUAACUGGUACAAAUUCCUUGGGCACCUACUGUUGCAUUGCCCGAAACUGUAUGGGUGAGUCUAGCAGCACGGCUGUAUUGACUGUCGAAGACAUUCAGAAUCAGUUAACGGACGAAGAGCGCCUGGUCUUCACAAAUCAGAAUCAAGCACCGAGAUUUAUUAGUGGCCUCAAAAGCACAGAUGCCAAAAUCAACGAACCCUUUCAAUUCAAGGUUGUUGUAAAAGCAACACCGGAUCCUAUUCUUUCCUGGUUUCGUGACGAAUUGCCGAUCGAUCCAAAUGAGCGAUAUAAUCAUUAUCGUGGUGAAAAUGACGAUUGGCUUUUGGACAUACGGAGUAUUGAGUUCGUCGAUCAAGCUGAGUGGAAAUGUGUUGCUGUUAACGACUUUGGUACUAGCAUAACGUCAUGUUUUUUGAAGUUGCAAAUACCCAGACAUUAUAAGAAACCAAGAUUUUUGGAAUGCCUACGAGCUGUGCUUACUGAUGAAGGGGCCGUAAAUUUGGAAUGCAAAGUAAUUGGUGUACCACAGCCUGUACUUAAGUGGUACAAGGACGGCGUUGAAUUAAAACCCGGCGAUAUACAUCGUAUUAUAUCGGGCCAAGAUGGAACGUGCUGCCUCGGAACGUAUACAUGCGAGGCUAGAAAUUGUAUGGGAGUUGUUGCAAGCUCUGCGUCGUUGCUGGGCUUUGAAGAUACCCCUAAGUCUCAAAAAGCAGACCAGAUUCAAGAAAAUGAACUGCAAAGAAAUUUCUCACUUUCAACCAUACAAGAGGAGCGUACUUCCCAACUUUAUGAAACACCCGUUGGCGAUAUAACAAUAGACGAAAAGGGAGAUGUAUCGUUUUCAUUUGAUGGGAAGGAAGUUUCUGUUUCCCUAUAUGAAACACCCGACUUGACGGAAGAAGAAGCCUUGAAGAUAGUCGAAAUGUAUGCAGACCAAAUUUCGGAGCAUGUGACGGAGCAUAAUAUUGUGGAGUUGCCGCCCUUACGCUUUGUCAAGGAAACGAGUCAGUCAGGAAAGCUAUUAAUGGAAGCUGUAGUCAUCGAUAUCUCUCCAGAGUAUUUCACCCAUGAGGAUGAUAUGCGAACUGAGGCUGACAUGGAUGACAUUUCUAUAACCGAGAUUACAGUUCAUGGGUCUUCGGGCAGAGAGGGUGUUAUUGACAAGGAAACAGAAAAAUAUGUGCAAGAAUCUUUUGAAAAAAUGGAAGAGGAGUUGUCUUUAUCAGCACCUAUUCGAAAACGAAAGAAGUCGCGCCCGACUGAAACUGAUGAAUUCUUUAGUUUUUCAAAAGCAUCAAGCAGUCAAGGCGACGAAGAAACUUCCGAUUUGCAAACAUUUGCCAGUGCACAGAUGUCUACGUCACAGAAAGUGAUUUCAGGUCGGAAAAGCGAGGAAUCUGGAACUAAAGAAGAACGUGUCACCCCACCAAAACGAAAAAAAUCGAAAAAGCCAUCCGACAGUGAAUCAUCAAAGACCACGGAAGAUGACGCAAGGCUACAGGACAUUUCGGGAGCAGUGGGCGAUGGCCUAUUAGUAUCGCCAGCUUCGCACUUGAAAGUGGUGACGGACGAAGCCGAAAUAAACCGAAAUUUAUUGGCUCUCGUACCGCUAGCAAAGUUGCUCAAGGUAAUUGAAAAUCAUUUAUUGGUUGUGGAGAAUGAGGUUUUGGAACAGUCAACCAUGAUGAUGACCCCAGCAGCAGCUGAUCAAAGUAUUGCCAUCAUUAGAAACAUUUUAGAGCCCAUGAAGCAAGUGCAAUCAAAACUGCGUGCAUAUUCGGGCGAAACUCAAAUAGACGCGCUUUUCCAAUCGAUGGACGACGAUAUAAGAAAACUUCACAUGGGCCUGCAAGUGAUUGAAAAAUGUGUAGAGAUCGAUGAGACUGGCACCACGCUAAUUCAAAGAACUAGCGUCUGUAUUAUAGACAGUGUGGGCGAGCAGAUGAAAAAGGCGUUGGAGGAGUUAAAAAUCGUGAGUAAGAAAUUUGAAUCCGAGAGCUUAAGAGCUCAAAUUGAGCUCACUGCUGAUGACAUACAACAAGGAUUGGAGAUCACUCAAGGCACUAUUAGAUCUCAGGCGCUGCUGCAGGAAGCCCAGGAGUUAGAAGCAGCCAAACACUUAACAGAAACUGUCGAAAAAAUGCAAGACAUGCCAGAAACGAUUUCAUUUGCAUCAAUUUCUGAAGCAAACUUACCACUUGAGGCUAAUGCACUUAAAGAGAUUUGUCAGCCUGUUACCAAAAUACAAGAGGCCCUAGAACGCGUUGAGAACGAAUUAUCGCUGGAAGAGAGCGAGGAGCAAAUCUAUAAGAAAGUGCAUCAGAAAGUUUUGGAAAAUAUUGUGCAGCCCAUCAAGGACUUACAGAGCACACUGGAGUCGAUCGAAGAGAAGGCCGACUCACUAGCCGGCUCAGAAUCAAUGGAGCAGAAAAUUAAUUUGGCUAUUUUAGAUAUUGUAACUCCACCACUUUUCGAGCUUAAAAAAGGUCUGGAGGUUAUACUAAAUGAGAAAUCAGAUAGUGUAGAGUCCGGCCUUUUAACUGUCAGCACUGUCGAGUCGAUGGUUCCGCCGCUUCAGGAAAUUCAGAAUGGUUUGGCGCAGCUAGGACAAGAUAUAGAAGGAGGUCAGCUGAUUGAGAGUGCCCAAGUUAUUGAAGACUACACCAUCGACACAGAGGAUACCCAGAAGCUAUUGAAGUCAAUAGCCCAAGCAGUUUUACAUUUUGAAACAAACAUUGAACUCCUUUCUUCUCGACUUACAUCCAAUUUGAAAACCAGACUGCAACAUUUGAAAGAUGAACUGUCGGCCUUGAUUGGAACUGUUUUAGAUAACGAAAUAACCAGACAUCAUAUUGCCUUGUUCGAGAAACUGAAAGCGCCUAUUGACGAGUUGAACUAUUGCAUUAGACAAACGGAGAUGAGAUCCGUUUCUCGCUCGUUGGCGGAUUUAAUCGAGCCGUUGACCAUGUUGCAAGAAAAAGUGCGACAAGCUAAUGCGCUGUUGCUUGCCAUGCCCGAUCCAGAUCAAAAUGCUUUAAAAACUUUGGACAAUAUUAAAGAUAGUAUUCGUAAUGUGAUAAUUGAUAUUGAAGAGUAUGAGUUUAACAUUCUGCAGCAAGAAAUUCAACAGGAUGAAAACCAGAGUUCACAGCAGGAUAAAUCAUUCAGUGCCCUAAGGAAGGUGCUGGAGUCAAAAACUUCGUUAGAAGAGGCGAUCAGCCAUAUCGAUGCCCUACAGUUGGCACUAAAUAGACUUAAUGAAAAUUCUAAAACGGCAGAAAAAACCAAAACAUUUACAAACGAAGCUCAAGUUGCGCUUUUACACAUCCUACAAAUUGCUAAAGAGUUGGAAGCCGUCACCGAUACGGAAACAAAUCUUAACUCCCACCAGGAAAGCUCAGCUCAAGUAUUAUUCGAAACUUCUAAAAGCUUUGCUAACAUAGCUAAAGCUCUCAAUAAUCAAGCAGCCGACACAGAUAAUGAAUUAAACGAUAUUUUAAAGCAACUUAAAGUCACAGUUUCCCAAGAAAAGAAAACUAUUCUGCCAAAUGUGGCAUGGAGCUCACUGCCUAUUUUUGGUCCUCUGUCGAAUUUAAUUCAUUCGCUUGAUAAUAUGCACCCAAUAAAAGUGUCUACCGAAGAUUUAUCCACGUUGGAUGAUAUUUCACUGCUCAAGUCUGCAGCAGAGUCCCUUCCUACAGAACCUGAAGCUUAUGCAGAGCAAGAAAUCGCCGUAGAGAGAUCUGAAAAAAACAAAGCGGAAACUUUAUUAUCUGAUAUAAAACAUGGAAUUUCUACGGUUUUAUCGCAUUUGGAAGACCAAAACGUUGCCACACUGAGUGCGAAGUCAGCUGAAAAAGUUCAAGCAGCUGUUAUUAAAAUGCAGGAAUUGAAAAGCAACCUCGCAUUGAUACAGGAAGCAAAUAUUAACGAAGGUGCUCAGAGCUUUUCACAGGGUAGUGAACAAGGCACGUUUGCCGACGCUCUUUGCAGCCUAGAACAAUAUGUUGUUCAAGUGGAGGAGUGCAUUGCUCACAGUGGCGCGGAAGAUUUGAGCGACUUCGAACUGUCCCGACUAAAGGCUUUGGCCAAGCCGUUGCAUGACGUGAGAGAGUGUCUUUUGGUUUUGCAUACCCAAGAACAGGAGCAAGCCUCAAGCUUCUCUGCUACAGAUAUAAGCAUGACUAACGCAGCUUUACUGCAUAACCUCCAGCCCAUUGUGAUGACAAUCAACGAACAACAUGCUCUGGAAACGCUGCAGUCUCUUGCAAGUGAUGAGUCGCUUUCCCAGCUUAAGCAGCUUAUUGACCCUAUUCAGGAUCUUGAGAAUAUUGCGCUUAAUGUUUCUCAACAGUGUCAUUUAUCACAAGCAGAAAGUAUGUCAGAAAAACAGAGCCUAGGCCAACUUCUUCAGUUCGCAAAACCAAUUCUUAAUUUACGCGAGGCCAUUAUUAGUGUAAAAGAGUCUCAACCAUUUUUAACACUUGAGGAAUGUCCUGCUUUGAAUGUUGUUAAGGAGCAGGCAACAUCCAUUUUUAAUCUACUGAAGUAUUGCGAACUUAUUGAUGUACAGGUGCUUGAGCACGCACUCGAUCUAUCCACGCAGGAGGAUAUUACAGACCUGAAAACGUCUGCAGAUAAAAGAUCUGUUCAGGAAGAAGUUCAGGAACAGGUUUCCAUAGAACCACCACAGAAAUUCGAGGUCUUUGAUAUACAGCAGGGCGUAGCCGGUGGCAUUAAGCAGCUCGAAGCCUGUCUCAAUGUCACCGAAACCGCAGCUAACGAUGAUCUUCGUGAAAUCGGCGAAAUAAUGCAACAACUGAAGUCAGAUUUCGAGAAUAUCCAAGAAGCUCUUGUCUCAGACGCUGAUCAGCAGGAAUCUGUACUGGCCAAGGCGAAAAUAGCACGAACAAUGUUCAAGCUAAAAGAGUGUCUAGUACAUACUUAUGAGUCAGGUCUGGUGGAAUCACUCGAAAAUAUCGAAAGUGCAUUUGAAGAUAUAUUGGUGUCAUUGCCUGUACUCGAAACACAAUUGGCCCAAGAAAUGUUUGCGAAAAUCGAAAAUUCUUUUAAAAACUUUAUAACUUAUUGCAAGCAACCAGCGACGGCGCAGCAAAAAUUGGAUCACCUAGUAGUGCCUUUUGAAAAAUUAAUCAAGGCAAUAAAAUCUGUUGCUGACAUACCUAAUGUUGAUACCGACAAAUCUUCUGCUGUUGUGGUAAGCCUUCAAACUAAUUUAAUGGCCACUUUUCGAGCGAUGAAUGAAGUCAGCGAAAUUGUAAACAAUGAUCUAUUAAGUGGUGUUCUAAAAACCCAAAAUAAUUUGGUUUCCGUUUUCGAUUUCAUUGAGAAUAAUGACAACUCAAUACGAAUCAUAGAGCUAUUGCAAGAAAUUGAUGCAAUAACAGGGGAACUAAAUGCAUUAUCAUUAAUUUCGAAUGAACCAACUAUGACGAUUGAUAUUACUCCUUUAUUGGAAAAUGUUUCUUCUGGUAAAGCAUUAUUAAAUGAAAUCGAAGAAGGGCUGCAAAAUGAUAAUCCAUUAUAUGUAAUAUUCUUAGAAGAAAACUCCGAAGAUGUCGGCCAGCUUGAAGAAAUUCUUAUUCAAAUAGAAAACGACAUUCUCUCACAGCCCGAACUUACAGAGCUAACACCGAAGCAAUUAUCGUUAAUUGAGAGUGCCGAGUUGCAGCUAAUUAAUCUGCAGGAAAAAUUAACUCAGAUGAAUCUAUCUCUACUGGAAAAAGAUACUUCAGGCCGGGAGUCUAUAGAAGAGCUUCCGCAAUCAGAAAUAGUGGAGAUAUCCAACGAAGACUUGACAUCCCAGCAAUUACAGGAAGAUAUUAAAAAGGAAGAGGAACCCUUAGCAAAUAAAUCUGAAAUUGCAGAGGACAGUCAAAAGCCCGCAGCUAAACCUAAGGAUCUGAGGGAAUCUGCAGAAGAGGUUCCGCAAUCAGAAAUGAUUGAAAAAAUACCGCACGACGAUAAGACAUCUCAGCAAUUAGAAGAAGAGGUUAAAAAGGAAUCUUUAAGGGCUAAAUCAGAUAUGGUUGAGGACAGUCCAACAAAACCUGUAGCUGAAUCUAAGGCAUUGGCUCAACACACUUUAAGUGAUGAGGAUAUCAAAACAGAAACGCAACAAAAUGUUGUUGAAGAAACAGUCGUUGAUGGGAACAAAAAAAUAGAAGACAUUUUAACAGAAGAUCAAACAAAAGAAGAGUUCGUAGAAAAUAUUGAGAGGAAGGAAGCUGAGAUUCCUGCUGAAAGCGAACCACAACCUUUGGAUGAGCAUAGCCAAUUAAAAGCUCAGGAGCGAACAGAAACACCUAUCUUACAUGGAUACGAAAAUAACAAGAAUGUUAUAGACUUCUUAGAAAGCUUGUCAAAUAUAUUAAAUGAAAUUAAAGUAACCGAUAUAUCUGAUUGGAAAAGCAGUGAUCAGCAAGAUCUAAAAGCACUUUAUUCAAAUAUUGCUGAAAUACAAACAAAUAUAUUUAAUGGCAAAGGUCUUCCAAUCGAAGAUGUCAUAUUUUUACCGCUUUUUAAGUUAAAGGAGCUAAUAAGCUAUUCAAAGAAAACACACCAUUAUGAACCAAAAACAGGCGAUAUAAAAAUGUUCUUUGAAAAUACAAACAAUGCAUUUUUGCAGAUAGUCGACAGCAACGAUACUCUGCGACGGGCUUUUAUACAUGAUUUCACUGACAGCUAUCAACCCUAUAUAAACAGCAUUAUAUCAUUCAUUUCUGAAAGCUAUGUACAAAGCCGAGAAAUUAGUGCAUUGGGCAAUCUCCUAAAAGUAAUUACCACAAAUAUAUCCCGCCUAAAAAAAGAUAACUUGCCAUCUAUAGAUCCUGAUAAUGCAAUAUAUCAACAUAUCAAUGAAAGUCUGAUAGAAUUGGCAAAUACUCUAGAAAAGUCAUCCAUAAUGUCCAAGGUAGUCGACAUUAUAGCUUUUAAUCAGCUUCGAGAGGGAUUAGAGAAUGGUGCAUUUAAAAAUGUCUUAUGUAUUCUGCAAGAGCUGGAUGUACACAAAGAAUGUUUCAUUGAUUUGUUGGAAGCUCUAAAAACCGAUAAUUGUCGAAAAUUAGUUGGCGAAAAUGAUAAGGCCGCAGUAAUUGAGAAAAUGCAACAGAACUUAAAAGAAAAAUGUUCAGAUUUGGUGAAAACUAUAGAAAGCAGUAAGGCUUUGCAACCCAUUGGAAUGGAUCCUACAGAUGUAAUUACUAACCUUGAAGAUACAGAUAAAGUAGCAAAACUAAUAUUCAAACUCAAAGAGCAUAUUGUUCAUACAUAUGACGGCAAACUACCCACAGAUCAACAAGAUGAACACAUUGUAGAAUCGUUUAUAGACGCGCUACUUGAAAAUUGCCCAGAAGCAGCGCAACUCGUCAUUAAUAAAUACCUAGGCGAAAUAAAGGAAAACGUCCAGCAAACCAAAUCAGUAAUUUUACUAAUUGAUGAUACUGAAAUGUUUGCAAAACCAUCGUUGUUAGUACCAAAGCUAGUUAAUCUUCAAAACAUUGCGGAGGAUGUAAAAAUAAAGGAAAAUAUUGAAAAGUCAUGA